GUGUCUCCGUGUAUACACAAACACUGGUCUCACCUGGCAGAUUCGGCACUACCAGAGAUUUCUCAGUUUCCGGCUUAUUUUCUUCAAUUUAACACCUUCUCACCAUCCCACAAAUACUAGAUUUAUUUCUAUCAACGACAUAGCUUCUCAAUCCCAAGCCAAGGUUCGGAUCAGGAUUAAAGAUGAAGGGAAUUGUGUUAGCAUUACUUCUUGGUAUUGCGCAGGGAGAUGACACGUUGGUGGUUCUAAAUAAAGGCCGGCUGAGAGGAGAACGAGUAGAUUUGGAUUUUGGAGAAUACUAUUACGCUUACAGAGGAGUUCCCUACGCUAAACCACCAGUAAAGGAACUCAGAUUCAAGGACCCUGUUGAGUUUGACUACUGGGGUAUUAUUGAUGCUGUUGAGGACGGUCAUAUUUGUCCUCAGUUUGAUAUAGGACAAGGACAACCAGUCGGAGAUGAAAACUGUCUCACGUUGAACGUGUACACUCCUAAGCUUGACUCUAAGAAGAGAGCUGUAAUGGUUUACUUCCAUGGAGGUUCAUUUGUUAUGGGAGGAGGGUCGAGCUUGUACUUUGGACCUGAAACCCUCAUUGAGAAAGAUGUCGUCGUUGUUACUUUCAAUUACAGGUUGGGACCAAUGGGUUUCUUAACUACAGCUGACAAAGCUGCUUCAGGAAACCAAGGAGUGAAGGAUCAAAUAAUGGCGUUGAAGUGGGUGAAGGAUAAUAUUGACAGGUUUGGAGGGAACCCGGAGAAAAUAACAUUGUUCGGAGAGGACAGUGGAGCAGCUUCAAUCACUAUAAUGGCAAUGUCUCCUCUAGCCCAGGGUUUGUUUUCUGGAGCAAUAGCUAUGUCUGGUAAUGCCCUCUGUGAUCAAUUUAUUCAAUCAAACCCCGAGGAAGCAGCUCUAGAACUGGCUUCAAGGUUGGAAUGUGAUACAGAGAGUGGUGAGACUAUUCUAAGAUGUUUGAACAAGUUGACCCAACAGGAGAUUAUCAAAAUAAGCCAGGAUAUGUUUAUGUUUUGGUCAUUCCCCCGUUGGUUUGCCCCUAGCGUGGAUGGUGUUGUACUACCAGAUAAACCAGAAAAUCUCCUUGCCAGUGGAAAGUUCGCAAAGGUUCCAUUUAUGGUUGGACAAACUAAAGACGAGGGUGCAGCAUUCUACAGACUCACUAUAAACGCAUUCAACAAUGGCCGGUAUGAUGACAACUUUGUUGACAACAAAUUGCCCCGAAUGCUCCCAGUUUUAUCCGACUUCAACUCCAAACUGUAUCCAAUGACAAGACUGAUCCGUAAGAAGUAUUUCACUAAUGUUGAUAUGGAAGUUGAAGAAGAAUUCCGUCCUAGAUAUAUAAACUUCCUUACAGAUCUACUUUUCUCUAGAUGUACAGAUAGGUUUACCAGUAUUCUGACAAAGUACUCUGUUCCUGCAUACGAGUACAGUUUUGAUUACAGAGGACAGUACAGUGUAGUAAAUCUACAGGGUGAACAGGUUGACAUGGGCGUGGCUCACGGAGACGACGUCCAGUAUGUUUUCCAGCAUAUUUGGGGACAAGAUCUAGAAAUGUCGUCUUCUGAUUCUAAAUUCUCUAAGAAUGUUUAUACAACUCUUCUAACUAACUUUGCCAAGACUAGUGUCCCGACCCCAACUAUUGAUGAGUUUAUCUCUGUCUCCUGGCCCCCUGUCUCUCCUACUCUACACAACGUAAUGAGGAUCAAUAAUAAACUUAAGCUGGAAACUGACUUCAACAAGGAGAGGCGCAGGUUCUGGUCUGAAACUAUUCCAGACCUCUUCAAGGCUUCUGGGAAGAAGGCGAAGAGUGAAUUGUAAUCGUUCAACAACUUCAUCUUGAUUAACAUGGUUAUAUUUAGUUCUUCAUAUAUGUUGUUGUGGGCCAUGUUACAGGUCCUAUAAAACAUGGCACAAUUAACACGAUUGAAAGAUCAACUUCAAUCCAAGGAUAUCUCGAGAUAAAUUGCGACACAAUAAUGUGAAUUUUUUUCGAAAAUAAUAAAGAAAUUUCACUUAAAACUUGCUUUUGGGGGGACGGAUAUGGAUGCUGCAAACUAUUUCAAAGAUAUAAGACGACCCUUAAGUGGUCUCACAACUUUAGAGUUGCAAGAAAAAAUAUAUUUGUUUCCGGUGCAGGUGGGAGCUAAAAAAACUUCUCAUAAUUUGCUUCUGUCGUCUUUCCUCACACUUUUACUAUACUGUAUGAUUUUCAUAAAACUUUAAACCUUUUAUAACAAAAUAAAAAUCGUUUGUUUAAUAACCAUAAAUUUUUGUAUUGUGUAUGUGAAAAAAAAUUUAAUAAAUUCAAUAAA
This is a messenger RNA of Eurytemora carolleeae, 2326 nucleotides long. Its product is annotated as para-nitrobenzyl esterase. The transcript has 18 exons. The record is from RefSeq and is a predicted model, not a curated record. Lineage: Eukaryota; Metazoa; Arthropoda; Copepoda; Calanoida; Temoridae. Bases 183 to 1832 code for a protein of 549 amino acids.